UGUGCCUGUAAUGUUAAGUGUCUGUAUGUACGCCUUUGACUAGUGUGUGAUUUUUUAAUCGUUCUUCUUGAAUUUCUCGCUGACUUAAUGGCAGAGAUGCCAGCCAACACACAUGGAGUCGGAGUGUUCCUCGAACUAAGAAAGAGGCUUCAGAGUGGACUCCUCAUUGUCGGGAAAGACAUCGCUGGAAGUCCUGCUGACGUUGGCGUGACCAGUGGAGAUUCCUCUCUCUGCAUCCGGACUCCCGGGGGCGAGCUGAGCCCUAUUUUACCACCAGGAGUUAGCUUCGAGGAGGGAUCUUGCAUUCUGACCCCCGCAGGAGAAUCCUGUGGAGAGGAGCUGCAUUUCAGACUGCGUAUUAAUGUCGUGCAGAGCAGAAAUGGUAAUGCCUGUGACGGCGUGAUGGAGACACUCCGGGCAAAAGAGACUUAUUGCUUCUACUGCCAAGGCUGCAUGACAAGGCUGCUCGAGGACAGAUUGUUUAAGCGGGUUCUUCCUCUCCCUAAUGGCAACUGGAAUGCCAUUGUUGAUGACUGGUGUUGCCACCCAGAUCCGUUCGCCAACAACAACAAGCUGUUGCCCCGAGCAGAAGAUUGUUUGCUGGGUGACACUUUUGUCCUUUUAGCCAGAGAUGACAGUUGUGAAGAGACUCUCACUCAGGAGGUGAGCCCUGUUGGUUCAGAAGACAAUCAAGAUCCAAAGAAAGCGUGCCGCAGACUGACACUCAUCUCCUGCAAGAGCUGUUCCUCAGUGCUGGGAGAGGCUAUCGCACCAGAUACUCUGAAACUGUACAUCACACAGGUGGUGGUGGAGCCCAGUGUGGGAGACAGAAAACCAGAAGCAUCAUUGAACAGAUCUCUCUUCCUGGAGAGGACUGUAGCAGCCAGACUGUUGGAGCUGUCCAACUCUUUGUGCACCUUCCACUUCUGCGUCCAGCCUCCUGAUGGAAAAGCCUUCUUAUUGUUCUGGCUGUUGAACAGUGACUCCAUCAUAGCGUCAGCUUCAGAGAUGUGUGCAGGGGGUGAGAGGUCUAUCAACUCCCCCGCUCUUCACAGUCCAUCACCCAGAGCUGCCAGAGCCCUGAAACUCCUCUACAUCGCCUGCUCUGACACAGGCAUCCAGCAGAGAGACCUGGUAACUAGCUGGGAGGUCAAUGCCAUAGGACAUCCUGUGGUACUGCUGCCCGAGGUCUGUGAUGAACUGCUGCAAGUGAUAGAUGACAGCAACUCUGCACUUCCUGCGUCAAUGCGUUGCAUGAGGUCCUACAAGGUGGCGUACCUAAGACUGUGAGGUCAAAAGUCCAGAGCCAGGAGGUCAAGGCUUCACUCACCACUCAUGAUAGAGAAUCGGAAAAGACCUGGGAGAACUGAGAAAAGAACUAAUGUGAACAUGUACAUGGAUGUUUUUUAUGUGAAGGAGGCGUCAUUCACAGAGUGAGAAUUUUA
Scomber japonicus (chub mackerel) is the source of this 1445-nucleotide messenger RNA. RefSeq names its product ubiquitin protein ligase E3D (gene ube3d). The coding region runs from base 88 to 1290 and encodes 400 amino acids. The transcript is spliced from 10 exons. Gene Ontology annotation, cellular component: ubiquitin ligase complex; nucleus; cytosol. Lineage: Eukaryota; Metazoa; Chordata; Actinopteri; Scombriformes; Scombridae. The record is from RefSeq and is a predicted model, not a curated record. Gene Ontology annotation, biological process: protein polyubiquitination; proteasome-mediated ubiquitin-dependent protein catabolic process; protein autoubiquitination. Gene Ontology annotation, molecular function: ubiquitin protein ligase activity; cyclin binding; ubiquitin conjugating enzyme binding.